Molecule: messenger RNA, 312 nt
Organism: Rangifer tarandus platyrhynchus (Svalbard reindeer)
Lineage: Eukaryota; Metazoa; Chordata; Mammalia; Artiodactyla; Cervidae
Source: the annotation of a GenBank genome assembly
AUGAUUUCCUCGUCAGACCCUGGGAAUUCGGCGUCGCAAAAUAAACACCACCGCGCAGCUAAUCGCCAGCUCAGAAACAAAACAGCGCUGCGCUGGGGAUCUGGGCAAAAUCAGCCCUCCCUCCUCCUCCUCCUUCGCCGCCGCCCUCCCUUCCUCGCGCUGCUGGGCUUGCUCGGCUCUGCUCAGCGCAGCGCAGCUCGGCAGCCGCCUAGCCUAGGCAGCACGGUCUCCCGGUCGCCAGCACCAGCUCGGAGCUCCGCUGCCCGCCUGGGCUCUGCCAGGUCUCGUUUCCGCGGGGACCCCUUCGGGUAG